Molecule: messenger RNA, 3123 nt
Organism: Suillus clintonianus
Lineage: Eukaryota; Fungi; Basidiomycota; Agaricomycetes; Boletales; Suillaceae
Product: Sec23-binding domain of Sec16-domain-containing protein
Exons: 7
Coding region: 1-3123 (1040 amino acids)
Biological process (GO): Golgi organization; COPII vesicle coat assembly; autophagy
Cellular component (GO): ER to Golgi transport vesicle membrane; endoplasmic reticulum exit site
Source: RefSeq, a predicted model, not a curated record
AUGGGAAUUCCCCCUCAGCGUGAAGUUAACGGGUUUGUUCCCAAGCCCCGUCCCGGUGAACCAAGCUCGUACGGCGCGGUGUCUGCGUAUAGUCAGGAGCUUCUCAUCUCACCCGCGGCUCGCCCUCCAUAUGCACCCUCCCCUUCUCUCUUAGGCUCAAACGAUCCUUUGGGUCGGACAUCUACUCGAGCUCCAGUGAUCAGUUUUGGUUUUGGUGGGAAGGUGGUUACGUGUUUCCACAGCUCUCCUGACCUUAUCACUGGAUUUGAUGUUGCACUCUCGUCUCGUCACUCGACAGAUGUGCGUGUACGUGUGUUGCACAAACUUCUCCCUGAAUUCGCGCUUGAACCUUCUGCCGCUGCUUAUCCUGGCCCUCUGUUUUCUGACCCUGGUACACCUGUCAGUCUUGUGCGCACUGGGGCAGCAUCUCAAGUCAAAACAAAGAAGGCACGCGUCAUCAAGUAUCUGGAGGAUCGGAUUGAUGAGCUGUUGCGUGGGACGAUGUAUAUGUCAGAAGGAACCGAGAAGCAGCGUGCUGAGGGAAAGCUGGUUCUAGUCAAACUGCUCAAGAUCAUGGUAGAGAAUGAUGGUGCACUGUCUGGAAGUACUCACAUUGACUCAGCUGUAAGAAUGGCGCUGCUUCCUCGCAUUGCCACGUCUGAGGGUGGUGAGAGUGGGCCUGGUGCCCUCUCGACAGCAGGUUUUGCUUCUCCUAUGUCCAACGGCCUUGGUAUGAUUCCAGGCUUCAGUGGUGGGCACGCUGGCACGAGCGAGACACCCAUCUCAGUUUCUACGCUCCUUCCAUCCGCAUUAGAUAAGAUACAGGAAUUCCUUGUGAGAGGUGAAAGGAGACAAGCUUAUCACUACGCGCUGGAUGAGAAACUGUGGGCGCAUGCGAUGGUCAUUGCGAGCAGCAUUGACAAGGAGGCUUGGAAGGACGUUGUUAACGAGUUCCUCAAGGGAGAGUUAGGUGUUCAUGAUGCACAGCGGACGGCCUUUGUUGGACGCGGAAAGGAACAAGUACCUCCUCCCAGCAAUGGAAGAGAGUGGCUUCGUGUGAUCUAUAGUCUAUUCUCUGGUCAGGGACCAACUGCUGUCCAGGAACUGAUUCCCACCAGUCUGCUCGCGAGAACAACGGCUACACUGCAAGUCCCUACACCGGCUAUUGCGCACACCACGCCAAUGUCACCUAGUUUUCCUUCGCCAGUGAUGGCAGCACAAAUCCCUGCUAAUGCAUUGUCGAAGUGGCCAGAACUUGUGGCAUCAAUGGUCUCCAGUCCUCUGUCUUCUGAGUGGUCGGCAACCUUGACAGCACUGGGCGACUACCUUGUAUCGCAUCAACAGGUCGAGGCUGCGCAUGCAUGUUACUUGCUAUCUCCUCAGACUUCUCCAAUAGGGGGCAUCGGGAGUCCAUCAGGUCGAAUUGUUCUCGUUGGUUCACGAAAUCCACACGCGUCUCCCGCUUUCUAUAAGGACACUGACCCCAUUAUCCUGUCCGAAAUUGCCGAGUUCGCCUUGUCGCUGAAGAGCGUCCCGAAGGGACAAGAAGCAUUCCACGGUUUGCCGCAUUUACAGGCAUACAAGCUUAUCAGGGCCUCGUAUCUCGCGGAGAUCGGCGAGAUACAGGCAGCCAGCAGAUCUUGCGAGGCAAUCACCGCUGCAAUGACACAUCCAUCACCCUAUCUCAAUUCCGUUGUUAUCGAGCAGUUGAAAGGGUUAGCAGAGCGCUUGAUUGGUACUCCACAAAUGGCAAAGAGCGGAUCUUGGAUAGGCGGAAAGGUGAACAAACCUAGUCUUGAUAGUAUCGGUAGCUGGCUUGAGGGGCGCUUGACGAAGUUCAUCGCUGGAGAAGGGGACGAGCCUCCACCUCAGCCAGCACCGUCCAAGAGUCAGGUGUCAUCCCUAGGACCUUUCUCUCACUUCAGCGAGAUUUCAUCAACUACAACGUCCGCAAGUCCGUCGCCUCCCCCUGGGAUGAUGAACCCGCAUUCAAUGUCCGGUACACCGCCUCCCCGCAGAAGCGGUUCCGCGAUGGCAGUCUCCACUUCUCACUCUCACGUGCCUAUUGAUCGUGCCUCAUCUGCCAUGGAUUACUAUCACCCAACACGGAAGCUGUCACCAGCGCCUCCCUUGACUGCACCUUUGCACCCACCACGAUCAGCUUACCCUUACUCCUCACACGGUUCAGGUAUGAAUGGGCAUUCAACGACAAAUGGCUACGCCCCUGCAUAUGGUACCGAGCCGUUGUCACGAAAGCCUUCGUUGGAGAUGACUGCUGAGGAGGGCUCUGAGCAACAACAACAGGAGACAGGAUGGUGGUCUUCACUCAACAAUUCGGACUCUGGCCCCACACCGACGACAGCCACUUUUCACUCCGUCGAUCAUUUCCGAGGUUCCUCUGAUGGCUUUAUCUCCUUGAUGGAUGACCCCACGUUGACUGCGACUCCUAGCCCAUCCAUGUUGAAUCUCCAGCCGCAACCAAGCUUCGAAGAUGAGGACGAGGACUUGGGCUUUGGCAAUAAUGCAAAUAGACGUGAACGUAAACAAGAAGCAGCUGAGUCUGGGAGUAGCGAAAAAUCUGCCACGCCUGUAGAGGACACCAAGAAAACGGAGGAAAAGAAAGCGACGGCUUCAGCGGCGCCGAGCUCCUGGCUGGGCCGGUUCUGGAAGCGUUCUGAAACAGCCCCUGGUCCUAUCAAGGCCAGUCUUGGGCAAGAAUCGGCUUUCUAUUACGACAAAGAUCUCAAGCGUUGGGUUAAUAAGAAGGCUGGUGCUGAAACCGCACAGCCAGUUGCACCACCCCCACCUCCUUCAAGAGCACAGACAGCCUCACCAGCGCGGGCAAGUGCUCCACUUCCUCACGCCAACGGUGCAAGUUCAGCACCACCGCCAGCCCGAUCUGUUUCAGCUAUUGAUUUGAGCACAUCUCCCACCGCUAAGCCACCCAUGCGGGUGCGUUCGAAUCUUGCUCCCACUGAAGCGACAUCUCUCCCCAACACACCAGCGCCAACGACUCCCAUGACACCGCUUCCACCACCUAGUCGCCCACGCUCGCAAGCCGCCAAACGCAAUGUACGAACCCGCUACGUUGAUGUUUUCCAACAGCAAGAGAAUGCUUCGUAG